UGCCCUCAGCGCCGGGUACAACGGAGCACGUCUCAGUACGGACGAGCCGUCCAGUCCACUCGCCGCGCCGACCACUUUCCUCUGCUUUGCUAGCGCGCCACCGUAAAACCCUAGACCCCAGCACCUGCAGCGGCGCCGCAACAGUUCAUCACCAACGCCGCAGCCCGCAGGCGCACGCGCGAACCACUACACCCAGCUGGCCUUGAUGGCAUCCGCCGCGUCGCCGUCGUGGGUCAUCCUGGGCACCGUGCCGCGGGUGACGACGGCCGCCACCGCCGACGACCUCCCUCCGGGCACCGACCUCUCCCUCGCGCUCAAGGCGCCCCCGCGCGUCGCGAUCCUCACCAUCCCCCCGCGCAUCUUCCCGGGCCGCACCACCCCCGCCAACUUCCCCUCCGUCGUCGCCGUCGACGCCUCCGGCCUCAUCCUCCUCAAAGCCGACCAGGGCCCCGCCACGGGCCCCACCGUCAUCCACACCCCUAGGCGCCGCCAGUUCGGCUGGCGCCCGACCGUCGCGGGCUACUUCAUCCUCGACGCCACGACCGCCGCCUCCCUCCCGCUCCCCAAACCCGAGCUCAUCCUGCACGUGGGCCACCUCGGCCUCGUCUCCUCCCCGGGGGGCGGCGGCCACUACAUGGUCGUCGAGCUCCAGCCCAUCCUCGGCGGCGACACUGCCCAACUCCUGCGCUUCUCGUCCGACGUCGGAGAGUGGGUCAGCAAGGCCAUCCGCUACCCGCUCCCGUACCGGAUGCUGUCACCCGACGGCGUCGUCUCCUACUACGGGAGGGCAUGGUGGGUCGACCUCUCCUGGUGCCUCCUCACCUGCGACCCCUUCCAGGACGAGCCCGUGCUCAGGGUCGUCCCGCUGCCGCCGGGCAAGGUGCUCAGGUGCAGGGAAGCCUGGGGAGUGCUCGACAAGUACCGCUGCGUGGGUGUAAGCGCCGGCAAGCUCAGGUUCGUGGACAUGUACCGUAGAAGCCGCGGCCCUGCGCAGAUCAGCGUGUGGACGCUCGCCGACCCGGACUCCACGGAGUGGACGCUGGAGUACGAGGCCACCUUUGCGGAGAUCUGCGACGACGCCAGCUACAAGGCGACUGCUCUGCCGAGGAAGGUCCCGGUGCUCGCGCUCAUCCACCCCACCAACCCCGACGUGCUCUACUUCUUCCUCGACAAGUACCUGUUCGGCGUCGACGUGCCUGCCCGCAAGGUCGUGGAGUGCGAGGUCUACCACCUGGUUGAGCCGCCCAGGGAGCUCGUCGCCACCCGUUUCGUUCAUGCUUGGCAGCUACCACGGGCUCUCUGCUCAGGUUCAGCAAAGGAGACUGACAAUGACGUGAGUGAAGAGCUGCAGCAACUCCAUCUAUGAGUUGAAAUGAGGAACAAGAGCUAAAGUUAACUUCUUAAGAGGCAGGGAAGUAAUCGAUCAAGUUAUGGUGGAUAGGGUCCAAUGCUCAGUAACAACCGGUUGGCAAUGGCGUUAUUGUCGAAAACAUGUUGGAAAUUUUGCAUGCUUUUCUUAAUUAUCACUGCUUAAGUUUCUCUGCUCAAGUUCAGACGUUAGUUGUUCAUGACUUCAGGUCCGGCCUGUAUAAUUUAGCACUAUGUUUGAUGCAGAAUCUUGCUUUAGAACUUUUUUCGGUAAAGUGAAUCUAUUAAUAUUAAUUAAAGAUGAAUUAUAUCUAGUAAGCUCUUAA
Molecule: messenger RNA, 1694 nt
Organism: Lolium perenne
Lineage: Eukaryota; Viridiplantae; Streptophyta; Magnoliopsida; Poales; Poaceae
Source: RefSeq, a predicted model, not a curated record